GAAAGAGACUGCAGGAAUGGAUCUCUGUCAUCUUAUGCUUCUCUCUGAUCUGUUUCAAUUUUUACAAUCUUCUCUUCUACUUGCGACUGGAACACAUGCCCUCUGUUAUUGUGGGGAUAUUUGCAGGAGUUAUUACGGCUGACUUUCUAUCAGGAUUGUUUCACUGGGGAGCAGAUACCUGGGGAUCUGUGGAGCUACCCAUAGUUGGAAAGGCUUUCAUCAGACCCUUUAGAGAACAUCACAUUGACCCCACAGCUAUCACCAGACAUGAUUUUAUAGAGACCAAUGGAGACAACUGCUUUAUGACACUAGUCCCAUUGGCAAACAUGGCAUACAAAUUUGUUUCUUUUUCCCCAGAGGCAUUACACGAAACAUGUCCUUGGGAGUGUUACGUCUUUGCGCUUAUCAUCUUCAUUACCAUGACAAACCAGAUUCACAAGUGGUCUCACACAUACUUUGGUCUUCCACGCUGGGUCAUAUUUCUACAGGACUGGCACGUUAUCCUGCCACGGAAGCAUCACAGGAUCCACCACGUGUCUCCACACGAGACCUAUUUCUGCAUCACAACUGGUUGGCUGAACUAUCCGUUAGAGAAGAUAAGAUUCUGGAGAUGUUUGGAGAACAUUAUCCAAGGAAUUACUGGGGAGAAGCCAAGAGCAGAUGACAUGAAAUGGGCCCAGAAAAUUAAAUAACUUUUGCCAGCCUUCUGCAAUCCUUAACUUGUUGCCAAUGUUUGGUUUUU
Messenger RNA from Merops nubicus (carmine bee-eater), 742 nucleotides. RefSeq names its product transmembrane protein 189 (gene PEDS1). The annotation marks the transcript as partial. Gene Ontology annotation, biological process: ether lipid biosynthetic process. The transcript has 5 exons. Gene Ontology annotation, cellular component: endoplasmic reticulum membrane. NCBI's taxonomy places the organism in Eukaryota, Metazoa, Chordata, Aves, Coraciiformes, Meropidae. Gene Ontology annotation, molecular function: plasmanylethanolamine desaturase activity. The record is from RefSeq and is a predicted model, not a curated record.